AUGUUUAGAACAGCAUUAAGACCCCCUGGUAGAAGAUGGCUCUCCGUAGCCAUGGACUCGUACGAGCAAAAGAUCUUCGAUAAAUUACAGGCGCAAUUUGAGCCCACCAAGCUCGAGGUCAAGGACGUUUCCGGCGGAUGUGGAUCAAUGUUCGCAAUUCUCGUUGAGAGUAACAAAUUCAAAGGCAUCCCCAUGAUCAAACAACAUAGACUUGUGAAUGAAGUGUUGAAGGACGACAUUGCACAAUGGCAUGGGAUCCAAUUGCGUACCAAGGCGGCAUAA
Messenger RNA from Lizanozyma spartinae, 282 nucleotides. RefSeq lists its product as uncharacterized. The coding region runs from base 1 to 282 and encodes 93 amino acids. The transcript has a single exon. Lineage: Eukaryota; Fungi; Ascomycota; Pichiomycetes; Serinales; Debaryomycetaceae. The record is from RefSeq and is a predicted model, not a curated record.